AUGUAGUGUCGCAAAGUUGAACCGAAUGUUAUUAUGAAUUCGGCAAGAUUAGUUCAACGUCCCAAUGAGACAAAUAAACUUGAAGAAGAGAUUGUUCAUGUAAUAAAGAGUCCAGAAAAAAAGAGUCCCCAUAAUGGUAAAUCACUCAAACGUACUUCUUCUGGUCCAAUCAUAAAUUUACAACAAUAAAUAAUAAUACAUCAAAAUGCUCCUACAAAAGACUCAUAAGUUUUAUUGAAAUUCAAGAAUUAAAUGAAGAAGAAGAAAAAGAAGAAGAAGAUUUAAAAGAAAAAGAAAAUAUAAACAAUAGAUUAAUAAGGAUCAGAAAUUAGAGUAGAAUAACUAUUAAAAUAAAACUUAAGAAAACAUUAAAGUAUUUUUAUAUCAUUUAUCAAUAGAGGAAAAACAAGAAUAAAUGAUCAAAGAAGAGAUAUAAAAGUAAAGAGUAGUUAGUUUUAAUGAAAUGAGAAAAAUUAUGGAUUAACAAAUAAGAUAAAUUAAUUAGUAAAGAUUUGUUAGAGUAAAUUUUACAUUCUAUUUCUAUAAAGUCAAAAUCUCCACCAUCAUCCAUGUUACCUUGGGGAGUUGAUUAGAAUAAACUUAAAUAAUAUUGGACAAAGAUGUUGGAAAUCCAUGAUAAAUUAGAGAAGCCAUAAUAAGUAAAUCAAACAGCUACAGAACAUGCUAUUAAAGAGAAAAUUAGAAGACAUAAAUUAGGAUUAGAUUUUUUAAAUUCUAAGCCAGAAAGAGAUAUUUAAAAAAUGAUACAAAGUAAAAUACAAUUCAAAAUUUUUUAGAAUAAAAAUCUAAAUAGGUGUUAGAAACUAUUUCAUCUCCUUAAAAACAUAAAAGUAGUUGUGAAAAUAAAGAAGCUGAAUAAGAUGUUAAAUUAUAUAUGAUGUAUAAGAGAGAAUUAUGGAGACAAUAAAAAAUUGAAGAGUAUCUUUAAUUUAUUUAUUAUUUAGAAAAUAAUUAUAAAAAUUAAAAAAGGAAAAAUUGCAAUAAAAUUUGUAAAUACUAGAUUAAGAAGCUAAACUUUUUGCUAAAUCCAGAAAUGCUUCAGUUAAAUCUAAUUUAACAGCAUAAGCAGCUUCUUAUCAUGCAUAAUAAUCAUCUCAACAUUUUAGAACUUCUGAACCUCCAAAUUUUAAUAAAUUAGAAAAAGAAUAUAAGGAACUUAUGAGAUCUCUCAGAUAAUCAAGCUAUAGCAGUACUUAAUCUCAUUCAAGAAAAACAAGUUAAAUGAAAUUUCUAGAUUGGUUAUAACAUUUACCUGAAUCUUAUCUCUAAGAAUAACUCUCUCAAAUGUAAGCUAUUAAUGAACAAAUGAAUAAUAAAGGAUUUUAAUAUAAAUUAAGUGAAUAAGAAAUGUAUCAAUUUUUAGAAUAAUUUCUUAAAGAAAAGUUUGAAUAAUAAACUAAAUCUACUAUUAAAGAUCGAUUUAAUGAAUUAUAAGAAAGAUUUUAAUAAGUUUCUUAAUAAUAACUAUCAAAUAGUUAACAAUAAUCUCAAAUAUAAAAUAUAACUCACUAAAGUCAUUAAAGUAACAGAAGUCUAAAUUAAAAAGAAAAAGUAUCCACAUCUCCUAAAGAAUACACUAUAAAUGAAAUGAGUGAAGAGGAAUUAGAAUAAAUUUAAAAUGUGGCUGCUACUAUGAUAUAAAAGGUUUGGAGAGGUUAUAAAACUAGAUAAGUGGUAUUUGAAUAUCUUUAAUAUUUAAUAUAAGAGUAAGAAUUAGAGGAAUAAAAUACUGAAGGACAUAAAUUAUAAUAGCAAUUUGAGGGAUUAUCUUAAGAGGAAGAAGUAAAAUCUUUUAACUAAAUGACUGAUUCAGAAAGAAGAUUAAAUCCUCUUGAUUUAAAUUAUAAAGAUUCUCCAUUUCCUCAAUUUUAAGGUCAUGCACCACCUCCUUCAGAAUCUUUAUAAUAAUCUUCGCUUUAACAUUCAAGUCCUCGAGGAAAUACAAGUAUUCCUCCUCUAAAUUUAGAUUCAUUCUCCUAAUAAUAAUCAUCUCCUUAAAAGUCUGUUUAAUAAUAAUAAGAACAGAAAUAAUAAUAAUAAUAAUAAUAAUAAUAAUAAUAAUAAUAAUAAUAAUAAUAAUAAUAAUAAUAGUAAUAGUAAUAGUAAUAGUAAUAGUAAUAAUAAUAAUAGUAAUAGUAAUAAUAAUAAUAAUAAUAAUAAUAAUAAUAAUAAUAAUAAUAAUAUUAAUAGUAACAAUAAUAAUAAAAAUAAUAAGAAUAAUAAUAAUAACAAUUAAAAUUAUAAGAAUAAUAAUAGCAAUAAAAAUAGUAGGAAUAAUAAUUGUUAUCAGAAUCCUAAAUAUAAGAGUAAGAAAUAAAUUAGAAUUCUACACCAUAAAAAAGUAUUCAUUUAUAUCAUGGAGUGAAUACUGAUCCUGAAUACUUUAUGUAAGUAAUAAAAUUAAGAGAAGAGGCAUUAUAAUAGAAAUAUGACUAAUAACUAGCAUUAUUAGAAAAAAUGUUAGAUAAAAAGAAAGUUUCAAAUGAUUUGUUUUCGGAGAACAAAGAAAAAUUAGAUAAAAGAUAUAGAAGGGAAAGAGAUAGGUUAUAAUAAUCAAAAAUAGAAGUAGAAAGAUUACAUCAAAUGUUUAAGGACACUAUUAAAUCAACACAGAAAGAUCAACAAUUUAUGGAAAGAAUGAAAAUUUAAACUGAUGAAGAGAAUUUGUCUAUUAGAUAAAUAUUUUCAAUUCGUUCUGAAACAGAAUAAUCUGAUGGAGAAAUAGAAAAGAGAUCUAUACCACAUUAUGGAUUAUUAUAAUAAAUAAGUAUUAAUUAAUUAAUAAUUUAGAGAAUGAUUAAUUUAAGAAAUAUUCUAAAAAUAGAAAAUAAGUUAGAAGUUUUGAUUAAUAAGUAAGUUUAGAUGAAAUUUCUAUGAAAAAUGAAGAAAUAUAAACAAGCACAAUUUUUAAUGUUCACACAGAAUCUAUAAAUCAUUCAUUACAUAAAUCUUAAUAAUUACCAUCUACACUUUAAUAAUCUGUUCCUUCUUAAGAAAUAGUAUAAAUUGAAACUGUUGAAAGUCCUGAGAAUUAAGUUAUUGAAAUAAGAGAAGAUUUCAAACAUUCAAUAAUUCCUUUCGAUGAUAGAAAAAUUGAUAAUCUGACUGAAAAUAUAGUUUCAAACAUUAUUUCAGAAUUUGCUGAAGAGUUAAAUAAUUUUCCCUUAUAAUCUCUUGGCGUAUUAAUGGAAUGGGAUGAAGAAUCUCAAUUAGACUAAUAAUUUCCUCCUGGAUUUCCAACAACUCUUAAUUUUAUUAAAGAUUAUCUCGUAUCAUUUAGUGAAUUUAUUUAAAGUAAGAAUUAUUAUUAAUAUUUUAGAACACUAUCUUGCAGUCUUUAUUUAAUAAGUAAAUACUCCAUUAGGAAUUACACCAUAAGAUUUAUUAAAGACAAUCUCUCUAAGUGAUAUGUAAUAAAAUGCCCUAGAUGACUCAACAUCAGGACCUUUGUAUCCAUUGAUUAAACAUAUUCAUUAAAUGGAACCUUUAAUUGAUGAAGAAAUAUGGAAUAAAUUUAAUUAAUCUUAUGCUCUCAAAUUAAAAUACUUUAACGAUAUUAAUAUAAGUGAAUAAUUUAAGGAACUAGAAAUUUAUCAUUUAAGAAUGAUUUAUGAAGCUUUUAAUGAGGCUAUAAAUUAUGUAAGACCAUUUGGAAUCAGAGGAUAACCAUAUCCAUGGAAAUCAAAUCCUUUAAAAGUCUAUUAAAAUUAAACAACUUAAGAAUCAAUAGAUAGAGCUAUGGGAUUUGCAAUUGCAAAAAUGUUAAAAUGGGGUUCUUUUUUAUGUGGAUUCAUUCCUGAAAAAAUAGAGACACCUUAAGGAGAAAUAAUUGUUAUAGAAGAUGAUUAUUUGAAUUAAAUAAAAGAAGAUAGGUUAUAGUAAAUGUUAGAAUAUGAAGUAAUAAAUAUUUUGAUAAAUUUUAGAUUCAAGAAUCUGAAGAAAAAUGGUUAAAUUAUGAUGAAGAAUAAGCUGAAGUGGCAGUAGAAUUAGCUGAUGUUGUAUUUGAAACUAUGUUGGAUGAAGCAGCAGAAGAGAUAUUCAAAAUUACAUCAGUAGGUAAGUACUAAAUAAAAGAUUUUCAAUAAUGA
Messenger RNA from Paramecium pentaurelia, 4109 nucleotides. Lineage: Eukaryota; Ciliophora; Oligohymenophorea; Peniculida; Parameciidae. The record is from the annotation of a GenBank genome assembly.